ACAGCACGAAAGAUAAACAAUAAAAAAUAAAGCAUAAAAAACGAUAUUAAAUCACGACCAUCAUCAACUGUCAUCGACAGCACAUGUUUGGGUUAGGUUAGGCAACAUGUGAUCCGUGUGAUCUCUGUGUCAGCGUUACAUUUUUGUGAAUAGUGCCAGUUGGUAGACAAGUGAUUUGCAGGUUUAGAAUUUUUGGAAGAAUAAUAAUUUAUUAAAGAAUCAAAAUGGUUGAAGAUAAACCAGAGGAAUGUUCUUCUGCAAGAGAUGAAAUAUCUAAAAAAGCACUAAAGAAGCAACAAAAGGAGAUGCAAAAAGCAGCAAAAAAGGCUGAAAGAAAAGAUCAAAAUCAGUCCCAGCAAGAAUCUACAAAUGAAGCUGAAGAUGUAUCUGUAGGAAAAUAUGGUCAAAUGGACAUGAUUCAAAGUAAGGAAAAAUUCGAAGAUAGGAAGUUUACAGCAAUCAAGAAUCUGAAUAAAGAUCUGGAGAAUCAGAUGGUUUGGAUAAGAGGUCGCUUACAUACUAGCCGUGCCAAAGGCAAGCAAUGCUUUAUCGUAUUAAGACAGCAAUCAUAUACAGUGCAGGGAUUAGCUGCUGUGAAUGAAAAAAUCAGCAAACAAAUGAUUAAAUUUAUUUCCAAUGUCACCAAAGAAUCUAUAAUCGAUGUGAAAGCUAUAGUGAAGUCUGUACCAUCGAAAAUCGAGUCGUGCUCGCAAGAAGAUGUGGAAGUUCACAUAGAAGAAGUAUUUGUAAUAAGCGCUGCCAAGCCACAGCUUCCUUUACAGAUUGAAGAUGCCGCGAGACCGAUCAGCGAAGCAGAUGAAACGGCAUUGAACAUUCGAGUGAAUCAAGAUACUAGGCUGGAUAACAGAGUGUUAGAUUUGCGUACUCCAGCAAAUCAAGCGAUUUUCAGAGUGGAAGCUGCCACUUGUAAACUAUUUAGGGACAUUCUGACGAAAAAAGAUUUUGUCGAGAUACACACUCCUAAAAUCAUUUCUGCAGCCAGUGAGGGUGGAGCAAAUGUCUUUACAGUGUCUUAUUUUAAAAAUAAUGCUUAUCUGGCUCAAUCACCGCAAUUAUACAAGCAGAUGGCUAUUGCUGCUGACUUUGACAAAGUUUUUACUGUUGGAGCAGUUUUCAGAGCGGAAGAUUCUAAUACGCACAGACAUUUGACAGAAUUUGUAGGCCUUGAUUUAGAAAUGGCCUUUAAGUAUCACUAUCAUGAGGUAGUAGACACUAUUGGACAAAUGUUCACUGAACUUUUUAAAGGUUUACGUGACAACUAUGCAGACGAUAUAGCGGCAGUCGCUCAACAGUAUCCUGUGGAGCCUUUCAAAUUUCUUGAACCAGCUUUAAAAUUGGAAUUUCCACAAGCGAUUGAAUUAUUAGCAGAAGCUGGCGUAACUCUUGGCGAAGAAGAUGAUCUGUCAACUCCAGACGAAAAACUCUUAGGAAAACUCGUUAAAAUUAAAUAUGAUACAGAUUUUUAUAUUUUGGACAAGUAUCCUCUUGCUGUGAGACCUUUUUAUACGAUGCCAGAUCCAAACAAUCCUAAAAUGUCCAACUCGUACGACAUGUUUAUGCGAGGUGAGGAGAUUAUAUCUGGUGCGCAACGUAUCCACGAUCCAGAUUUUCUGACUGAACGAGCUAAGCAUCAUGGAAUUGAUAUCGAGAAAAUCAAGUCGUAUAUCGACGCUUUUAGAUACGGCUGCCCGCCGCAUGCUGGCGGCGGUAUAGGCAUGGAACGCGUUGUGAUGCUAUACCUCGGCUUGGACAAUAUUCGUAAGGUGUCUAUGUUCCCUCGUGACCCCAAACGGCUCACUCCUUGAAAUUAAUUUCCAAUAUUUCAACAGAUAUUAUGUUAUGUAUUUACAAAUAAAAUCUUUUACCUUGAAUAUAUGAAU
This is a messenger RNA of Camponotus floridanus (Florida carpenter ant), 1901 nucleotides long. It is a transcript of the gene AspRS, whose product is annotated as aspartate--tRNA ligase, cytoplasmic. Gene Ontology annotation, molecular function: RNA binding; aspartate-tRNA ligase activity; ATP binding. The record is from RefSeq and is a predicted model, not a curated record. NCBI's taxonomy places the organism in Eukaryota, Metazoa, Arthropoda, Insecta, Hymenoptera, Formicidae. Gene Ontology annotation, cellular component: cytosol; cytoplasm; aminoacyl-tRNA synthetase multienzyme complex. Bases 225 to 1826 code for a protein of 533 amino acids. The transcript is spliced from 12 exons. Gene Ontology annotation, biological process: aspartyl-tRNA aminoacylation.